GCCAAUUGGGCCGGUUGGGUGCUGUGCAUCCUGGGAGUUGUAGUUUGCAGUUCCCCACUGCCGACUACAAGAUCUACAGAACGGCUGAGGACGGUUGCCUGGUGCCAUUAGCAAGCGGCAAGUAUGGCGGUAGCGCGAGCCGACGGAGCUCUGACUCCGGGAGAAGGAUCAGUGGUGAACUGGUCAGGGCAGGGACUACAGAAAUUAGGUCCCAACUUGCCCUGUGAAGCUGAUGUUCACACAUUGAUUCUGGAUAAAAAUCAGAUUAUUAAACUGGAAAAUCUAGAGAAAUGCAAACAAUUAAUACAGUUGUCAGUGGCUAAUAAUCGGCUGGUUCGGAUGAUGGGCGUGGCCAAACUUACUCAACUCCGGGUGUUAAAUUUACCUCAUAAUAGUAUUGGCUGCGUGGAAGGACUGAAGGACCUAGUCCACUUGGAAUGGCUGAAUUUAGCAGGAAAUAAUCUGAAGACCAUGGAGCAAAUCAAUAGCUGCACAGCGCUACAACACCUGGACUUGUCGGACAAUAGCAUACCCCAGAUAGGUGACCUGUCAAAACUGGUGUCUUUGAAGACCUUGCUUUUACAUGGAAACAUCAUCACUUCUCUUAGAAUGGCACCUGCAUAUCUACCCAGAAGCCUUUCUAUAUUGUCUUUGGCAGAAAAUGAAAUCAGAGACUUAAAUGAGAUCUCGUUUUUGGCUUCUCUAAGUGAGUUGGAGCAGUUGUCAAUCAUGAACAAUCCUUGUGUGAUGGCAACACCGUCCAUUCCAGGGUUUGACUACCGGCCAUACAUCGUCAACUGGUGCUUAAAUCUCAGAGUACUAGAUGGAUAUGUGAUUUCGCAGAAGGAAAGUUUGAAAGCUGAAUGGCUUUAUAGUCAAGGCAAGGGACGAGCAUAUCGGCCUGGCCAGCAUAUCCAGCUUGUGCAGUACCUGGCUACAGUCUGUCCUCUUAUUUCUGCACUGGGCCUUCAGACUGCAGAGGAUGCCAAACUCGAGAAGAUUCUGAGUAAACAGAGGUUCCACCAGAGGCAGCUGAUGAACCAAAGCCAAAAUGAAGAGUUGUCUUCUCUUGCUCCUGUUGAAACAAGGGCACCCCUUACCCCUGAGUGCUCAAGCCCUGUUCAGGAUUUCCAGGAAAGCGAGCCUGUUCUCCAAAUCAAUUCUUGGGUUGGGAUAAGCAGUAAUGAUGAUCAGUUAUAUGCUGUUAAGAAUAACUUCCCAGCCUCUGCACACACUACAAGAUAUUCUCGGAAUGACCUUCACCUGGAAGACAUACAGACAGACGAGGACAAGCUCAACUGCAGUCUGCUCUCUUCAGAGUCCACUUUUAUGCCCGUUGCAUCAGGACUGUCUCCAGUAUCACCCACUGUGGAGCUGAGGCUACAGGGCAUCAACUUGGGCCUAGAAGAUGACGACGAUACAGAUGAAGCCAUGCAAAGGCUGGAAAGCCAGGACUUGGACAAGGACAAGGAAAAGCCUUUGUGGGAUACAAAUGAGAGUUCUGCUCAAGUGCUGAAAGGUAAGAUGAGUACAGAAGUAAAGGAGAAAGCGGGGCUGUUUCCUUGUCCCAAGUCAGUGCUCAUCAAUGCUCUCUUGAAGGAGGAUAACCAUGGUCUUACAUCUUUUCCGGAGUCAGUUGGACAUAGCGUAUCCCACGUAGAGCCAAACAGUGAAGAAACCGUGUCUCCCACCACUUCAGAGAAAUCUCCCUGCAGGAUUUUUACCCAGAGAUCUGUUGCUUUGGGACAAGAUAAAGUCACCCUUCAGAAACUGAAUGCAGCUGCCACUAAGCUUCAGGCCUGUUGGCGGGGCUUUUAUACCAGGAACUACAGUCCACAAGCCAAAGGGGUACGUUAUGAAAUCCGGCUGCGCAGAAUGCAGGAGCACAUUGUCUGCCUGACUGAUGAAGUAAGGAGAUUAAGAAAAGAAAGAGAUGAAGAGCGUGUGAAAGCUUCUGUACAAGAAGAAGCUGUCAGAUUCCUUUGGAACGAGGUGAGAUCCCUACAAGCUUGGCAACGGGCAGUGGAGCAGCGUCUAACUUCCUGGCAUACCGAUGUUCCUCGUGCAUCUAGUACUCUAGUGUCACCUCAAGCUCCAGUAUUUCCACAGCGCCAGGCCCUCGCUUCUGAUCAGAAUCCUGAUUGGCUCCUUGCUGAGGCUGAAGCGUCUCAAGAGAGAUCUGUUCCAGAAUUCCCAGACUCUGGUUUUCAUUCCUCCCUAACAGAACAAGUUCACUGUUUGAAGGAUUCUUUGGAUUUUGAACAGAGUUCCGUAGAAAGCAGUGAAAGCUCCAUGUUGGGGAAUUCCACGGACACAGUGAAAUGCGGCGGAGACGCCGACUUUGAGGCCGUGAGUGGGGAGCACGCAGACUGUAGCAAGGGAAGCUCCAACAGCGAGCAGGACAACACCCUGCUCGCACAGUAUUUAUCUUCAGUCCAGCAGCUGGACGAGGCCGAUGAGAGGACAGAUUCUGACGAUGUGGCAGGAGACAGUACGUGCCACGUAGCUUGUUCCCCCGAAGGGUUGGAUGCCUCCUCUGAGAUCGAGGCUCCUGGAGUAUCUCCCACUUUACAGGAUGAGAUUAGCCAGGCCCCAGAGAAUUGUAAGUUAAACGCGGACGUUCAAGGGCAGCAGCCGGAAUGUGAGGCCGCAUUUCAGGUGUUGCAUGUGGGUGUCACUGUGUAAGCUGUCUGAUUUAACGGGGGAACAGAGAUUCACUUGGAUUUUCUCAGUGUUUUCAGUUGCUUCUUUUCUUUUGCAGGGGGGCAGACUUCCCCCAUUCUGUUAUUAUUUCUAUAAAACUUGUAUUCUUGUUCCGUAUUUUUCAGAUUUGAGAUAUUGAGCUAAGUCUUCAUUUUGAUUGUACUAAUGUACUAAAAAUAUUGAUAUUAAAAGGCAUAUGCACUUUAUUUCUUAAUAAUUACACCAAUGUUUCUUUUACAUACUUCCUUUCAAAAACAGUUUCUUAAAGUAUUUUUGGCAAUUUAAACAAGAGAGCUUUGUUCUUCCUAAUUACAUAGUAAGGAAUAUAAUAUGUAGGAUGAGGAUUAUGAACAACUGAAAUUUACUGGACAGUCUCCUUGAACUAGAAAUAUGUCUUUCCUCCCUUUGAGUUAUAGGAGUGUGUGUAUGUGUGUAUGUGUAUGUGUGUAUGUGUGUGUGUAUUGGCAGUAAACCCAGAGCCCCAGAAUGCUAAGUAUUUGCUCUGCCACUCAACUGUCAUCUUAAUCCUAGAUUAUAAGGUUUUUAAAUGGGGUGAUUAAACUGCCUCAUGACAAACUUUAGGUAAUUUGUGGAUCAGUUUUGAAGUAAAGUAUUUCAUAUAAGGUUAAAAUCAAGCUUACUUGGGCAAGAGUAUUUCUCUUUGAUGUGGAGAAAGACCACCUAAUGCUAGUCACUUGAAAUAAUGCUGGUCUAAUGUUUUAUAAUUUCAUUAUGUGCAUUUUUAGCCUACUCACAUUUAUGUGCCAAUAUUUUGGGAAGAAACAUAUUGUAAGAAAUCAAUAUGCAUUCAUCAUUAUGUUCUUUUAUUUCUAUAUGUAUUUUACCAGAAGGACCCAAGCUAUUCUUUUCAUUUUGUGUGUGUGUGUGUGUGUGUGUGUGUGUGAGAGAGAGAGAGAGAGAGAGAGAGAGAGAGAGAGAGAGAGAGAGAGAGAGAGAGAGAGAGAGAGAUUGAUCCUGGGGGCCCAAUCUAGGGCCCUGUGUGUGCUAGGUAAAUACUGUACCACUGAGCUGCACUCUUGACCUUUGUUUCAUAGCGGAGAACAUUUAAAAUCCUGCUACUGAGAGAUUGGGAAUGGAUUUUUAAAAUGGAUUUUUAUCUAAUCUCUGAAAAAAGCCAUAUUUGACAGAAAAUUUAUUUGUAGUUAAGAAAAAAAUAAGCCAGGCUGGGCCUGGUGGUGAAUGCCUUUGA
This is a messenger RNA of Arvicola amphibius (Eurasian water vole), 3913 nucleotides long. It is a transcript of the gene Cep97, whose product is annotated as centrosomal protein 97. The record is from RefSeq and is a predicted model, not a curated record. The transcript is spliced from 12 exons. Bases 124 to 2685 code for a protein of 853 amino acids. Gene Ontology annotation, molecular function: protein binding. NCBI's taxonomy places the organism in Eukaryota, Metazoa, Chordata, Mammalia, Rodentia, Cricetidae.